UGCCCUUAAUUACGUUUAGUAAUACGCGGAACUACGUAUGAUUCAAAUACAACUUCCCAGGUCCCAUAAACAAUAAAUUCCAGAAACCGAAAAGCUCAACGGGCUUCAAUAUGAUCAUUUCUUGCGAGGCUUCCUUCCCACCUUUCUGUUCGCAUCAACUCCUCAGUCAUUCUUCAGCAGCAGAAGGAGACAGAGUUUCAGAGGCUAAAGCAAAAUCCCCAUGGAUAAGCUGGAGUCAAAGUUUACUUGGAGGGUCGAGAAUUUCUCGCAACUGGAGGUUAAAAUGCUUUACUCUCUCACGUUUCUGGUGAAUGAGAAGAAAUGGAAGGUGAUCCUUUUUCCCAAAGGAAUCAAAACCAAUGAUGAUCAUUUGUCUAUGUACCUUGAUGUGGUUGACUCGUCGCACUUACCCAAUGGCUGGAGUAUACCAUCAACUUUCAGUAUAACUCUGAUUAACCAGAUAGACACCAACAAAACCAUCAAGAAAGAGUUAGCACACACUUUCAAUGCUCAAGAAAGUAAUUGGGGCUUCGAAUCAUUUAUAUCUCUAAGUGAAUUACAUGAUAAGAGUGGAGGUUAUCUCUUAGAAGACGCAUGCUUGAUAGAAGUUGAAGUACAUGUGCCUGUUGAUGUUUCUCCAACUGCUAACCAUAAAGCUUUAGAUUCUUCUAUUUCUAUUCUUGAUAAUGUGGGAUCUGUGCACAACCAGGCUCAGUCUUUUCUCCAGUCACUGUCCAAGAAACCACUCACCUCAGUAGCUAGUGCCUCAAAUAGACGAAUACCUCUGCUUAAACGAUAUUAUGCAAAAGAAAUCCUUGACAUAUUGAUAUCAUCCUCUUUGGAUGAUAUCGCUGAUCCCAGCAAUGAAAGUGCAAUAAUGGAGUCUUUGUCCACACUCAUAGACUUACCUGAUUUGUGUGGUCGGGGCGUGGGAGAGGCCAUUAUGAACUUGAAAUACACUUUUCCAAAAGUGGUGCAGGAAUGGAGAGACUCAUAUCAAGUUAAGGGAGGUAGUGAGCAUCCGUGGUCUACUUUCGAGAAAACCAAAAGCGUUCUUGAACAUUUAGUGAAAGUGGAGGAAGGAAUAAGGACUAAACUGGAGGAGCUAGACAAGAACGAAAAGGAAUUGGAAGCUCAGGUGGAGGCUGUCGAAAGCAAGAGUCGAAAGCUCAAAGAGGAAAGGGAAGAACUAUCAAACCAGACGAACAUAAUUUUUUAUCUUGUUAAGGAACUGGAUCGGGAAGUUGAAGCAAAGGUGGUUGAGGUAGACCGGGAUAACCAUACAGUGGAGGAGAUCUUGAAGGCAAAGUGGGCUACUACAAGACAACUCUUUGCUUGAUAUAUAUGAGCUCUCUAGAGUCUAGAGUCUGUAAUUUACAUCAGAUAUGCCAACAUCUUGUCUUCUGUCAUCCAUUAAGGUUUAAGAAAUUUUACAAGGACUGUGGGAGUACAGAGUACUAUAGAAACCACUAAACAGUGAAGAAACGCAGUACCGCAGGCAACGAAGCGACGCAGACGGCAUGGCAUACCAUCUCGGGAUUCUAUCUUUCUUUAACUACUACGCAGAACCUGUCGAAGUUAUAGAGGCUAAGCAAAUUCCAAGCAUUUUAUGAUGUCGACGUUUACGUGGAGGAUUGAAAAUUUCUCGCAAUUGGAUGCUAAAAAGCUUUACUCUGUGACGUUUAUAGUCAAUGAGUACCAGUGGAAGUUGAUUCUUUAUCCAAAAGGAAACAAUACAGAUAAUCAUCUGUCUCUCUACCUAGGUUUGGCUGAUUCCUCUUGCUUACCCAAUGACUGCAGUGUGCCAACAAAGUUCAGCAUUGCUCUCUUAAACCAGAUUGACAAAAACAAAUCCCUCAAAAAAGAGUCCCGCCACAGGUUCAAUACUCAAAUAAGUUAGUGGGGCUUCACUAAAUACAUGAGACUUAAUCAACUCAAUGAGGAGGGAGGCUAUCUUGUUAAUGAUACAUGCUUGAUUGAAGCAAAAUUAUCUGUUGUCACUAAUAAAGAUUUUGGAUCAGUAGAAUCUGUUUAUGUCAAGGCUGAAUCGCUUCUCGAUUCUCUUCCCAAGAAACCAUCUAAUUCAGUAUCUAACCCUUCACAUGGGAUGCCUUCAUUCAAAGGACACUCAAUUUUUGCAAAAGAAGUACUUGAUAAAUUGAUAUCAUGCCCUAUGGAUGAUUUGGCUGAUCCCAAGAAUGAAGCUUCAAUGAUGGAGGCUUUGUCUGUUCUCAACGACAAUCUCUCUUUGUUUAGUGAUAUACAGGCCAAAGAAAUUAUGAACUUGAAAGCCACUUUUCCACAAGCAAUGCAGGAAUGGAGGGACUCAAUUCAAGUCAAGGGCAGCGGAGACCACACUUGGUCUACAUUUGAGAAGACCAAAAGUUUGCUUGAAGAUUUAAUGAAAACUGAUCAGAAUAUUAGGACUAAAUUGGAGGGGCUAAAGCAGAAUGAAAAGGAAUUGAAGGCUGAGCUUGAGGUGCUUAAGAGCAACUGUCGACAACUGAAGGUGGAAAGAGAAGAAGUAUCGAAGCAGAUGAAAAUAGUUCUUUCUCUUGCUAAAGAGCAGGCUAGCAAAGUGGAAGAAGAAGAGGCGGAGAUGGAUUGUGCUAACAAAAAACUGGAGCAGAGGUUGAAGUCUACGUGGGCUUCAAUGAGACAGCUCUUUGCCUGAGAAUAUACGACUAUGUCUUAUAAGUUUUAACUUGCAAAUUUCAGCAUUUUGCCUUUUACUGAAGUUUGAUGUUGCAUCUUUUUGAAUCGCUAGUCCAUGAUGCGUCAAUGUGUCAAACGUCAAGUCUUUUCUCAUAUUAGUUACAUAGUUUUAAAAUGGAGCGAUGUUGAACGUUUCAUUUGGUUUUACUAUCUAGACGCUCUAGUCUAUAUGAGAUUUUUAUGAAACCUCUGAUACUCAUUUGGACAUGAUGACACAUAAU
This is a messenger RNA of Cuscuta europaea, 2936 nucleotides long. The record is from the annotation of a GenBank genome assembly. Lineage: Eukaryota; Viridiplantae; Streptophyta; Magnoliopsida; Solanales; Convolvulaceae.